AUGCUAGCCGACAUUGGUGGGGAGCACACGCUCGUCCUGUCGGCUCCCAAAACUUUUACGUCACCAAAAGCCAAUGGUACAGAAGUUAAAUGCUUACGUGAGGUUUUUGAACUGUAUCCGGAAACUUUUAGGUUAUCUGGUUAUAUCAUCAAUUCGUGUGCAAGGUCACUGGCAAUAUUUCUGAAUAAUAAGUUCUAUUGGAUCGUCAGACAAGAAGACAUCUCAGUAACGACUGUUUAUAAGAUGUGA
Messenger RNA from Parnassius apollo (apollo), 249 nucleotides. NCBI's taxonomy places the organism in Eukaryota, Metazoa, Arthropoda, Insecta, Lepidoptera, Papilionidae. The record is from the annotation of a GenBank genome assembly.